CGCUGGGCCGCAGCGGCACCACCACCCAAAGCAAAGCGGAGCUGGGGAAGCGCGAAGGGGACGCAAGGGAGGGAAGCGAAGCGCGGCGCGGCAGCGGACAAACCCUAGGCGUACGUACGGCGGGCGCCACACCCCUCCGGCGGGCAGGCUCCGCACACCUCGGUCGCGGGGCUCCGGUUCGGUUCCGUCGGGUCUCUGACCCGGCCAGGCGGCCAUGUCAAACAGGUCCAUUUGUAAGUUCUUUGUGAAUGGUGCUUGCUUUAAAGGAGACUACUGCCAAUUCUCCCAUGACUGGAAUGAUCAACCAAAUGAUGUUUGCACAUUUUACCAGAACGGUGUGUGCUCUUAUGGUAGCCGUUGCAGAUAUGAACAUGUUGAUGUUUCUUCUGAAUACACCCCAGCAUCAACUACUGCAGCACUUGCACCAUCCAACUCUUAUCGGUCUUGGUGUCCUUUUUACGAGGGGGAAAUAGAUGUGAGCAACCAGACACACAAAAGUUUAUCGGCAUGCUCCGUGCGUCAAUCUACUUGGAGAUUUGAUGAUGAAGAUAGCAUUCCAGAGGAUGGGAACAGCUUGUUAUCAGCACUAAAUGCACAAAACCAAGCGCGCCACCCACUUGCUCAUCUGCCCAUAUGCUCGUUUGCUGCAGCUGGAACUUGUCCUUAUGGGGAAGAGUGCCCUCAGACGCAUGGGGAUCUAUGCACAACCUGUGGAAAACAGUGCUUGCAUCCGUACCGUCCCAGCGAAGGUGGGGCUCAUAUCAAGCUCUGCAAGAGAAACAACAAACGUCUUGAGGCCUUGAAAAAAAGUGAAGAGAUAGAAUGUAGUGUGUGUUUGGACCGUGUGCUUUCAAAGCCCACAGCAGCAGAAAAGAGGUUUGGGCUUCUACCUGAAUGUGACCAUGCCUUCUGUAUCACAUGCAUUAGGAAGUGGCGCAGCAGCUCUCUUACAUCUUCUAUGGAUAUGGACUCUACAGUCAAGGCUUGUCCAAUAUGCCGCAAAGUCUCGUACUAUGUCAUUCCUAGUGCUACAUGGUACUCCUCGAAGGAAGAAAAACAGGAUAUAAUUGACGGUUACAAGGCCAAGCUCAAGUCGAUUGAUUGUAGGUACUUUGACUUUGGAAGGGACACCUGCCCAUUUGGCGGUCGAUGUUUCUACAAGCAUGCCUACACGGAUGGGUGUUUGGAGGAGCCGGCAACUGUGGCAGUGCUUCAUUUUCAUGCCGACAAUGGAAGUAUGGAGGGCGCAAGAAAUAUCGGGUUGGUACUCUCUAUUAGCCUUCUCUAUAUAAUGUGUAAUCUCUGCUUGCUCUCUGAUGGAAAAUUCUGAUGUAUAACCUCUGCUUGCUAUCGGAUGGGAAAUUCUGUUAAUUCUGUUCCAAGAUGCAGAUUGGCGUACUUGCUCAGUCGGUUACAUCUGUAGGGAAGACAUCAAACCAUAUAUCUGUCAAAUUAAGGUUUGUUUUGGUUGGAUGCAAUUCUUUCAGCACCAUUCUUCUAUAAGAUGUUUGCAAUUCUCUGCCAUGCAUUUCUGAAUUUUGUUUUCCACUGAACAUUCAAAACAUCCAGAAAGGAGUUGGGAAGAGAAGUACUUAGCGAACCAUAACUUUCUCUCCAGCCGGUGGUUGCUGCCAACUUAUAAUCCGCAGAAACUUCAGUUUGGUGCCCCGUAAAUCUCCAACAAGUAGUACAAGAGAACUGUAAAGCUAACGACGGCAGAGAAGAUGUCAUGCCUCAGAUCAGCAUGGUCUCCUUGCCAUGAGCAAUCUUUAUGUUGUCUUUGGGCUACGACUACUCCUGUCGAACAGCAGAAUUUCACGUCGUUACCUUGCCUGUGUAUGAAAGGCACUGUAUAUACUCGGUAGUGGUAAAUUCCGUCCGUUUCUCAACCGUGCGCAUCCAUGGAGUAAAUAAUUUGUUCAGGCUA
This is a messenger RNA of Hordeum vulgare subsp. vulgare (domesticated barley), 1927 nucleotides long. RefSeq names its product E3 ubiquitin-protein ligase makorin-like. The record is from RefSeq and is a predicted model, not a curated record. Lineage: Eukaryota; Viridiplantae; Streptophyta; Magnoliopsida; Poales; Poaceae. Bases 215 to 1330 code for a protein of 371 amino acids. Gene Ontology annotation, molecular function: ubiquitin protein ligase activity; metal ion binding. The transcript is spliced from 6 exons. Gene Ontology annotation, biological process: protein polyubiquitination.